Dermacentor andersoni is the source of this 3757-nucleotide messenger RNA. RefSeq names its product yippee zinc finger protein (gene Ype). The record is from RefSeq and is a predicted model, not a curated record. Lineage: Eukaryota; Metazoa; Arthropoda; Arachnida; Ixodida; Ixodidae.
UUUGUUGUCGAGCCAGCUACAGCUGUAAGGUUGGAGUGCCCGCAUUAGCAACAGCAAUUCUGGCAGGUUUGGUUACUACUUAGCUGUUAGUGCUCUAACAGCGCCUCGGUUCUAACCAGUCAACAUGGGUCGCAUCUUCCUCGAUCACAUUGGAGGUUCUCGACUGUUCUCGUGCGCGAGCUGCGACACCAUUCUGACAAAUCGCAGUGAGCUCAUCAGUACAAGGUUCACUGGCGCCACGGGAAGGGCGUUCCUCUUCAACAAAGUGGUCAACCUCAAUUAUAGUGAGGUGCAAGACCGAGUGAUGCUGACUGGCCGGCACAUGGUACGCGAUGUAUCCUGCAAGAACUGCGACACCAAGCUCGGCUGGGUGUACGAGUUUGCCACUGAGGAGGGCCAACGGUACAAGGAAGGACGAGUCAUCCUCGAGAGGGCUCUUGUCACUGAGAGCGAUGGCAUCGAGGAGCACAUGGGCAACUGACCCGCUUCUGUGCUGCCCUGCUUGCUGUGGCGGCGCAAUUGUGGCAAGCCUCGGCUGGAAAUGACUCCCGACUGCCUGCCAUUCAAACCCAAUUUUAAAAAUUGACACUGUGGCACUGAAAACGAAGUUCGUGUGCUGCAGUAGACUUUGUUCCGAGCCCAAGUGCAGAUACUACCAUUCACCGCUGCUUCUUUACUUAUUAGGAUUAGGAACGGGCUCUACCAUGUGGUUCUGUAUGCAGCAAGAAAUGCAUGUAUUUUGGUCUAAAAUCGGCAGACAAGGUAACAUCUUGGGCCAGCUUCAUUCGAGGAGUUGUUCUGGCACCUCGCAGCUGCACUUGGGUAGGGGGAAAAAAAAGCAUGCAGUGCCAAUUGCUGCCUUGUAUUGUGAGCCGCAUCAGUGUUGGAAAGGGAUCACUUACCACGCAUGCUGUUCUGUACAUACAACUCUUCCACAUAGAGCUUUUGUUGGGGAUGCAACCUUUCUGACACUACACCUUGGAAUAGAGCAUUUCCACAUUCAUAUCUUUUGAAAGCUUAAUUUUUUGGCUGACAACUGACAAAUCUACUGGUGCACUGAUUGAAGUGCUAUUUUAACAUUACUGGACAAAAUAAAAAGGAAUGUUUAGGCUUUCUGAAGAAGCAAGAAAAAGAAAAACUGUGUAAGGUCCACUACAAAGUUUAACAUUUUCCAACAAUGCUGGCAAUACAAUUUGCUCACAGAGUCUAGGACUGCCAUAUUCACAGAUGCAAAAAUCUGAAAUGUUGCGACUUACUUUAUCCCUAUCAAAAGCUCAUUUCUUCGGCUGGCUAACGUAAAGAAAACUGUUGGUACACUGACCAAAGGGCCAGCAGGAUGAAAUGCUAACAAACAACCACUUUCUGAGAAAGUUAACUUCCAUAAAGUCCAUUGAAAAACUCACAGUAUCGCCUCUAUAUCUGUGUGGGACAGUCGGAAUGUGCAGUUGACUUCAGUUGAUAGAACCCACCUUUAAUUUUUUAAUUUGGUCAUCUUUGUGUGCACACCUAGAAGUCGCCCUGAACAUCAGAUAAUACAAGUCAACUUUCCUUGUCCCUUUAGAAUAGCAAGCUGUGGGGCUAGUUGGUUUGCCAUACCUUGCAAAGGGGAGCGCAGAAGCGUUAAAGAGACCAGACGUCUUUCAUGUCUUGGUCUCCUUUUUCGACAAUACUUCUGCACUCCCCUAUACAAGAUAUUUGCUUGUCCUGCAGUCGAAGGAGCAGAAGUCUGUGUACAUACAUAAAUACAGUCAAGAACUCACUGACACCUUUGUUACUAUGAGUAUUUUAAUGGCACGCACUUUCACUAACAGGAAAAGCCUGCAUAAAAAACACAUGGCAGUGUAACAGGUGCAUGCAAAGUAGCUGCUGUCAGAUUUGUUCCAGAGUAAAAGGCAAAUGUUGCAAAGCAGUGCACAUCACGCGGUAAUCUUCACCAUGGGUUGGACUUGUGCUGUCAGAGUGGUUUGUUGACCAACCAGACAAUGCCAUGUUAGGGUUUGUAUUCACAAAACUUCUCUUUAAGUGCUGCCCAUAAUUGGCUGUUGUGUGUUCCAAUGUUGGAAUACACAAAUACUCUUGUACUAUGCUUUGGUUGCACGUUAAAAAACUUGAGAGGUGGUCAAAAGUAAUCUGGAACCCCCCAGCUACGGCCUCUCUCAUGGGCUGUUAUUUUUUAGGAAGUUAAACCUCACAGUCUUAAUUUCCUGGCCGUUAUCGUGGCAAUCGUCUAGUCGUCAUGUGAAUCACUGUCAUGAGUGGCUGCACCUUAAGGGAAGUGAACUUACACUGGAGGAGUUUUAUGAACACAGACCCUGUCCUCUCUUAACUUGGAAGAACAGUAAAUGUAAUGUAAACAAGGAAACCAGGUAUGAACAGGCUCUUCCAGAUAAACCAUUUGCUAGUCCAUAUUCUUGAUUUGCCAAGAGUUGGCCAUUUUUUCACAUAAAGUAGAACCCCGUUGAUACGUUUCUUUCAAGGGACCGCAGGAAAAAAAACCUGUAACAGAAAGGCCCCAAAUUGCCGCAGCAAUGCCGGAGACAGCUCUGAAUGGCUGCCAGUAUAGUUAUUGGACAUAUUGGUGCUCGUACAGUGGCUGAAGAUGGCGCAUGCAUGCGUAACAAAUGAACACAUUGUUUCACGACUGGCCUCUUUUCGCUCUCAAUAUGCCUUGCCACAUAACAUCACUAUAUUGCGGCAAGCUGGCUUUAGGGAACCAGCUGUAUCCACAACUGUGCAGAGGUGCACUUAUCAGGAUUGACGAUCACGUACUUCUGGCAUUUCGGGGCGGGAGCAUGAGCAGGGCUUCAGAUGUUUAACCGUGAGUAUACUAUUUUAGACAUUAUAGCAAUGUGCAAGAGCGAAUUUGGCUUUGCACUGCUAAAUUUAUGUGACCACGGCAUUCAAAUGCAACAUAAGAUGCAGGAACAUUACAUAAUGGUAAUGUAUCAAAUAGAAACAUAACACAUAGAAGCCAGUGGGCUUUAGGUUGGGACCGCAAAAAUGCGGUGUAGCAGCUGGGAAAAUGCAACAGUGAGGAACACGUCAACAGGGUUCUACUGCAACAGUUGGGUGCAUUGCUUACUUUUGUUUGAUGAGGAAUAUAUACACUAAAUGUCGUACAGGGUGAUCAGAUCCAAGAACCGAGCAAAGUGAACCAUGUGCACGCCCACAUUUCACUAGAAGAGUAGAAAGUCUGUGCUGAGAAAAUCUACAUUAUUUGGCUGGCAUCACAGUAGACUAUGCAUAUUUUCAAGUAGAACAAGCGAAUUUUGCAUCAGACCAUAUUAAUACGCUGCGGAAUUCUAGUGAUGUGCGAAAUAAGACCAACCGAGCCUGCAGCUUAACCUGAAGACCAAUUUAUACCUGUUUUCCUUUACUUGUGCAACAAUGCUUAUGUUAAUCAGAUUGAUUUUUCUCACUUGGAAUUUGACUACUAGUAUACUUGCAUAUUGUGCAAUUGUCUGCAACCACAUAAUUUAAUGUUCUCUCAAUAAAGCAUAAUAUCAAACUCUCUUAAAAGCUAUGGUAAUGUGGCUCAGGCACAUUUCAAUAUGGUUGCGCAAGUGAAACAGACUUUCCACAUCCCAUGUUCUGUAACAUGUCCCAAGUUACUGCACAUUAUGGGCCUUUUAAUGUGGCACUACCCUCUCUCCUGAAGCGAAAGCACGCUUGUCAAGCCACUAAGGCUGACAACACUCCCUUGUCUGUGCUUAAACCUCACAUAAUAAAUAUGGCAAAUAAAAGUAAAGCACUACAA